Paramecium tetraurelia is the source of this 798-nucleotide messenger RNA. RefSeq lists its product as uncharacterized. The transcript has 3 exons. Lineage: Eukaryota; Ciliophora; Oligohymenophorea; Peniculida; Parameciidae. The record is from RefSeq and is a predicted model, not a curated record.
AUGUUUUAAUCAUAAGUAAUUAAUCGAAAAUUGAAAACAGAGUUCAGUAAAGUCACUCCCACUGUGAGAAUGAUGAAAGAGUUGCAGAGGUCCAAUGAACAUAAGAAUUAUUCGUUUGAAUAUCCCAGUACCUACGAUUAACUACCUAAAAAACUUAGAUGUCAAUCAACUUAUUCGAAACUCUGUGGUUUCAGAUCUCAGAAAUACUAGUUGUUUCAUGAUGUUGUCUCUGAAUUUGCAGAACACAAAAAGUAAAGAUUAGCCAAUGUUAUCAUACAAAAUCUAAGUAAUCACUCCUGUAUCAAAGAUCCGCAGAAAAAUCUAACCUCCCAUCCCAGGGCUCGGCUCUGGACCAAACAUCAAUCAUAAUUACAGCCAAUUCAUGAAGAAAGUCAAAGAUUUCAAAAUCUCAGAAUAGAACGUCAUCACCCAAACCCCAUAGUAUUCAUACCUACAUUUAAACCUAGCUCCAUACACGAAAACAUGCCUCUUACAAGAUAACCCUCAAUUGAAUAAGCCUUCGACACCAAACAAACCAUUACUCUGAGUUGUUCACGAAAACAAAGCCCGAAAAUGCUCUUCAAACCAUAAUAAUUUAUAUUAAAAUCAAAGUUCAAAACUAACAAUGCCCUUGAGAAAAUUUUGACCGAAGCCAGAAACCAAAUCAAAACUUCUUAAUCUCCCAGAUCUGUCCACAUCAGCCAACACAAAAAGACCAAAUCUCAUCCCACCAAUGUUUAUACUGAACAAAACAAACUCUUACAAAGAGUCAUACUAAAAACUAAGUUGAAUUAAUGA